AUGGCAUCUGCCGAAUCUGUGCCUUCUGCAGCCAUUUUGGCCCGGGGGCGUCAGAGGUACCUCGCUGCCACGGCCAGGCCAAGCCCGGCCCAGCGACACGCGACCACGGCUCGCGACAUGCGGCUGGAUUGUGGUCGGGCCUUGUUGGAGAUGGUGCUUCCGCAGCACCAAGAGUUGAGCUUUCAGGAGGUCAGUCAGAUGGUUGAGAAGAUUUCCUCCAAUCUCCGCUUGCAAAUGGAUGGAAAUGGUAAGGAAGGCAAGGGGCGCUACUUGGUAGCGAGAUGUGCUCUGAAGGCUGGAGAGGUGAUUGUGUCUGAGAGGCCGAUCUUCGAAGGAAACACCGAUGCCCAGAAGAGUGAGAAGAUUUACUCUGAGGCCUUUCUCGAAAAACUUCAGGCCACUCCGGACAUGGAAGAUGAUGUGGAUGAUUGCUUCCAUCCACGAAGCCCUUUGAUGGACUGCGUUGCGGCAGUGCUCCUGUCGAAGCAGCUCGUGGAUGAGAAGUCUGCCUCUGCAGACAUACGCGAAAAAGCUGUGUUGAAUUUGCAGAAAUUCUGCUCGCUUUGCAGAAGCCCAGUUCAAUCAACAACUGAUUACAACGAAUGUGUGGAGGACCUAUGGGGUGCCUUGAAGCCAGAGCUGCAGGAGAUUACUUCCCGUGAGGAGUUGGGCCAUGUGCUCCAGAUUCUGAGCUGCAAUCGCUUUGGACAUGGUGGUCAGAGUGUGCAGUUGAUGUUUGCCGGCAGCAUGUUCGAGCACUCCUGCUUGCCAAAUUGCUUUUUGGGCACGGCAUGCACGGCCUCCCCAAAUGCUGAUGGACCUCAGACCUAUAGAGCACUUCGAGACAUUGAAGAGGGCGAGGUGUUGUCAAUCGACUACUUGAACUUUCCAUUAGGCUAUUGUUCUAUGACUGCUCGCGCAGAGGCUUUCCAGAAAUGGGGCUUUACGUGCAGUUGCCCCCGGUGUGUUGAGCUACCCGAAGUGGAGCGCAGUUUCAAUUGUGCCGAGUGUGGCGAGCCAGACUUGUGCCCCUGCAGGCCUGGAAGUUCAGUGCUGCAAUGCCUUUCUUGCAAAAAAGUGGCCGACGCGAGCUAUGCAGCUCGUUGCUUGGAGAGGGAGGCGCAGCUUCAGAGAGAACCAGCAAGUCCGGCACGAAAGGUUGGAGAAGAAUCUGAUGAUGAGAAUCUCUUAGGCCAUCGUCAUCACCUGGUGGUCCAUGCCUUGUGGGAAGAUGUGGAAGCUGGCCUUCCAGAUUCCAAGGAGCUUCCAGCCUUUCAGCAGAUGUUGGAGGUGUUGAUUGAGAGCGUCUCGUCUGCCUCUAGGUUGGAGGAACACCCCGCCCUGUUGAACUUGUACCACCUGGCCGCCCUGUCCACACAAGAUGACUUGGAAACUCAGAAACACUACUUGCAGCUGGAGCAUCGUAUAAUGCAACGCUUCUUUCCCGAGGAAGCCCAGCGUCAAGAUGAUGAAAUCAUGUCACUGGUGAAGCCGACGAAGGAGCCAACACAGCUAGAGACAGUGACAGCAGCGGGCACAGUCCUAGCUGCGCUGGCUGUAAGAUAUGGAGAGAGAUCUCUGGUGGCUGCUGCGCAUGGCUCACCAGCCUGUGUGGCACUCAAAGAUCUCAAAGAAGUGAGAAACACCUUGGGCACAAGGCGGAAACCUGCUGGGCCACCGGAGCUGAUUCACGGUGACGAGGUCAUUGAACCCGUGGAUGCUGCUGUGGAGGCAGCCAUCCAGAAGUUGAAAGAGCGCGCAGACAAGCACGCGGAGGAACAUGUGGCUCAGGCUGGAGCCCAGGGGUUGACCGCCUGGGAACAGCAUCUGACUUGCAGCGCCGGUGUGGCCAACUUCAGGCAGAAUGUGUUGGAAGUGCGAUGGACAAAUCUGAACACUUUGACCACCGAUCCCAUGCAUCCCAUGCACAGAAUGCACAGCCUUGUGGUGGGCGCCUCCCGCGGGCUGGGCCUAGCGCUCACGCGGCACCUGGCCGAAGUGGCGCACCGCGCCGGCGGCUCCGGGGGCUCCCAGGGCCGGGUGCUGGCGGCGGCGCGGCGGCCGGUGCCGGCCUUGGAGGAAGUGCGGAGGUCCUUCCCUGACAUCGUCGAAAUACUGGAACUUGAUGUCACAGCGGCGGAGGCGGCGGACGCGGCGGAUUGCAUUUGCUCUGCCACACUGCUGGGCUGCUGUAGCAUGGCAGCAACGGGACCAACUUCUCUUGAGCAAGACAAAGACCGGGGAGUGAUCCCUGAGAAUCACCUGCAAAAAGUUGAAGCGAAUGCUUUGGCCUAUUCCUUUGCUGUGAACGCGAUUGGGCCCCUUUUGGUGUUGAAGCAUUUUUCGCCGCUCCUCAAGGCCGGUGCUACAGAUCAGAGGACUGAGGAUAGCGAUGUUCCUGGAGCAAGAGCCGUAUUCUACAGCGCGCGCGUCGGCUCCAUCGGCGACAAUGCCACUGGUGGCUGGUACUCUUACCGGAGCAGCAAGGCAGCAUUGAACCAGAUGGUGCGCUGCGCAUCCAUAGAACUCCGGCGACACUCGGUGUGCUGCUUUGCGCUGCACCCUGGGACGGUGGACACCGAUCUCACUCGUGCCUUCGCACGUGCGAGAGCAAAGUACAAAGUGCAAGAUGUAGAUGAAGCCGUCCAGAAGCAUCUUCAAAUCGUGGAGUCACGGACGAUGGCAGAUUCUGGGCGCUUCUUCGAUUGGCAAGGGAAGGAAGUGCCGUGGUGA
Molecule: messenger RNA, 2733 nt
Organism: Cladocopium goreaui
Lineage: Eukaryota; Dinophyceae; Suessiales; Symbiodiniaceae
Source: the annotation of a GenBank genome assembly